CAGUUGAAGAUGUUGGGCAAAGGUAAAGUCUAGGUGUCCCUGUCAUCUGUCCCGUCAGUCAAACCCCGGGGGUUCAUUAUGUUCCACCAGCUGAAGGAUCAGGCGGUGAACGGCAGCUGUCAGGGAACCACCUUGGACUGCAAUAAGAGCGCUGAUGGAAACGCGCUCCAACUCCCCACUUUUUCAACCGCAGCCAAAGUCCGAGUGAUCAUUACCUUCACUCUGUGCGCGGUGUCUGCCGUGUGCAACCUGAUUGUGCUGUGGGCAGCCGGCAAAGGCGGAAAGCGCAAGUCUCACGUCAGGAUCCUUAUAAUGAACCUGACGGUGGCGGACCUGCUGGUGACUUUCAUCGUGAUGCCCGUGGACGCGGUGUGGAACAUCACGGUUCAGUGGCAGGCGGGGGACGCCGCCUGCAGGCUGCUUAUGUUCAUGAAGCUUGUGGCAAUGUACUCCUGCGCCUUUGUGACCGUGGUAAUCAGCCUAGACAGGCAGUCUGCCAUCCUCAAUCCUCUGGGAAUCAGCGAGGCUAAAAGGAAAAGCAAAAUCAUGUUGACCGUGGCCUGGACUAUGAGCUUCAUCCUCUCACUCCCGCAGAUGUUUAUUUUCCACAACGUGACCAUAACAGUGCCUGAGAACUUCACCCAGUGCACCACCCAUGGUAGUUUUAUCCAACGCUGGCAGGAGACUCUCUAUAACAUGUUUACGUUCACGUGCCUCUUCCUCCUGCCCUUGGUCAUCAUGAUUUUCUGCUACACGCGAAUCCUGGUGGAGAUAUCCAGCCGCAUGACUCAGAAUAACACUCUGUCCAGAGACAUCCAUCUUCGGCGUUCUCACAGUAACAUCCCAAAAGCUCGGAUGAGAACUCUGAAGAUGAGCAUUGUCAUUGUGACUUCGUUCAUCAUCUGCUGGACGCCGUACUACCUGCUUGGCUUGUGGUAUUGGUUGUUUCCUGAAAAAAUGGAGGAGACGGUCUCUCAUUCACUCACUCACAUGCUGUUCAUAUUUGGCCUCUUCAAUGCAUGUUUGGACCCCAUCACCUACGGCCUGUUUACAAUUCACUUUCGUCAAGGUCUGAGGAGACGUUGUCAAAAUUCGACCACCCACACCGAGUUAGAAAACAACACCUGUCUGGUGCAAAUGUCUGGCUUAUCGUCUCGCAGGCAUUUCACCUCUGGUGGUUCCGGUAAACAAACAGGGGAGGAAAGCGACAGCAGCAACUUAAAAAAUGCUCCCUGUCCUGUCAUUUCAGUGAGUGAAGUUUAAUGGCUGAAAGACUUUCAGGGAAAAACAGGUGUACUUACUUAUUAAUGUUGCCUACUUCGUUUAUUUGUUGUGUAAAACUUCAUAUGUUGAAGUCAAAAAUGUUGGAAAUAACUCAUUUCAAUUACACCAAUGAAACGAUUUAGAAAAGUAAAUGCAAAAUCUUAACAUGCUGCUGUUUUUGUGAAGAUUGAAGGCGACCAUCAAUAGAACUCAGCAAAAGUGUUAUGAUGAUAAUGGCUCUUAAAAACAUAAAAAUCACAGCUUAAAAAAAAGAUUCUAAAAUUUCUAACUUGAGAAAUUUAUGCUCACAAAGCUCACCCACUGUCACUGUGAUGACUGCUGACGAUAUGAUGAUAUGAUUGUUGACUGCAUUAGGGCUAUCUGUUGCAGCCAUGGCAUAAACAGCAUUGUAUUUUCAUUGCUCAGUUUAAAGUUUCCUUUAAGACUGACAUCUAAUGCAGAAACAUGUUUAUUAUUAGCAAGAAAAUAUAUAUAUUUUUGUUUAUAACACAUACAGUAUAUCUGCUUUAGAUGUACAUAAGAAAAGUUCAUUUUGUGUAAAGUCUGUUUGUAAUUAAGCUCUCUUAAAUUAUUUAAGAUUUUGAGGUUUUACCCUAACAUAUGAUGAUAUUUACUCUUUACAAAAGCUAUAGUAUACAGAUAAAAACUGACAACAUAAAACAAUUUCAUUUACAAUUAGUUUAACACACUUGUCUAAAUUGUCUUUGAAACAUUAUAACAUGGUGUUCAUCAUAAAUUGUCUGAUUUGUGUGUGACUCCCAGACUGAUGGAUGUUUCUUCCUACCUCCCCAAAGUGUAAAUUUCAGCUCACAGAUUCAGAAUAGUUUGGUUGACUCUUAUUCUUUAAGGAACUAUGUAUAAAAAAAUAAGAUUCUGAGCAGCUUAACUUGUUGAAUUCAACCUCACAGCUGAUGUGGAUGUGUUUGCUGAUUUGUAUUUUUGUUUAGAAUGGCUGGUCUUGUUUUCUAUGGCAAGACACAAAGUUGACAAAAUGGAAAUGAUUCUUAUAGCGAUUAAAAGCUAUGCUGUUUUUUUUUUUACUUUAUGUAUACUGCUCAAAAAA
This is a messenger RNA of Xiphophorus couchianus (Monterrey platyfish), 2347 nucleotides long. It is a transcript of the gene gnrhr4, whose product is annotated as gonadotropin releasing hormone receptor 4. The transcript is spliced from 3 exons. Lineage: Eukaryota; Metazoa; Chordata; Actinopteri; Cyprinodontiformes; Poeciliidae. Bases 79 to 1263 code for a protein of 394 amino acids. Gene Ontology annotation, molecular function: peptide binding; protein-hormone receptor activity; G protein-coupled receptor activity. The record is from RefSeq and is a predicted model, not a curated record. Gene Ontology annotation, cellular component: plasma membrane. Gene Ontology annotation, biological process: cellular response to hormone stimulus; G protein-coupled receptor signaling pathway.